Onthophagus taurus is the source of this 665-nucleotide messenger RNA. The record is from RefSeq and is a predicted model, not a curated record. NCBI's taxonomy places the organism in Eukaryota, Metazoa, Arthropoda, Insecta, Coleoptera, Scarabaeidae.
UUAACAACAUAACCUCACUUUUUCUCAUCACUAAAUAACAUAAAAUCAAUUUAAAGAUAAUUUAAGCGAAAUGAAUCAAGCUGAAGUUUCAAAAUUAGUCUCCCAAUUACGAAUAAAAGUAAACCCUCGCCUAAGAAAGUUUCGUUCACCAGGUGGCCCCGAAGCACGCCUCGAUAAGCUCCGAAAAACGGUAACCGCCUUAAUAAAACACGAAAGAAUUGAGUUAAAUUAUCCACGUGCUGAUGAAGCGCGAAUGUACGCCGAGCGUUUAAUAUCCGAUGCGAUUCGAUAUGGGGAUUGUCACAAAACAACGAUGGAAAUGGCAGAUUAUUGGUUAGUUGAAAAGCAAUUGGUUCAUAAAUUGUUUAAGGUUCUCGCACCGAGGUUUCAAGAUAGCCGGGUUUGUUACACAAGGAUGUAUAAAGCGCCUAGACCUUACCCGGGGGAGAAACAUCUUAAAGCCGUUUUAGAACUUAGAGGUAAUCCAUAUCCGGCUUUAAUUGAGGAUAAUGCGAGUAAUAAGAAUUGGAUUCAUAAUAUUUUGUUGAAUGAGGCAAAAAAGGAGUAUAGAAAAGAGAAAUAUGCGGAAAUUGCAGCUAAAAUUGAUGAAAAAUAAAAAUUGUAGUUAAUAUUAAGUUUAUUGAUUAAAAUAGUCUUAAAAAUAA